GCGCGCAGACCCUCCGGUCAAUACUCGACGCGGCGCGGUCGAGGGAAGAAGCGGUAGUUUGUGGUUGAGCGAAAGAACGAACAAGCAAGGAUUUGAGAAGAAUGGGGUUUCCCGUAUUUACCAGAUAUUGAUACCCUUCAACAAGGAAAAACACCCAUAAUCCCAUUCCGUUCCUUUUAAAUAUACCCCCUUUCCCCAUAGAGGGGCUUAGGAGUUAACGCACUUUCGAAAUUAGUGUUUCGUAAAUACGUGAUUUGAUACAGUUCUGAGAAUUGCACUGGUAAAUUAUGUGACUUAUAUAAGGGUGUAUACACCCUAACAAUAAGCUACGAAUUCUUGCCAUAACGAAAUUAAGGAACACAGCGUCUAGUGUUGUAAACUUCAAACAGGACGUUUCAUCUUCCGAGUUUAUAAGUAUUGCAUAUUUAACUUCCCUUCUGUAUUCAUAUAUGAAAAAUACCUACACCGGAAUUUCUUAGAUUCAGUGAUGUGCGAUUUCACCAUAUUUUUCUCGGCAUUUUAUCAUUAUCUUCGUCUUGUGUGUGCCUGCAUUUCGCUGUAACUUCGCAAUCGGUGAGAAUCAACGCAAAGAGGAAGAAGGAAGUAAUUUGACCGGCGUUGGGAAGAGAGAGUGAUGGAUCUGUGGAUAUUACUUCUGCUUGCGAUAGCUGGUGUCGCAGGUACAGUGGAGGUCCAUUUCGAGAAUAAAGACGGAGGUUUCUUCCUCAAACACAUACCUCGUCAGUAUUACCCCGCUGUCGCUGAUCUGGCGGGGGCAUCCGGGGGCAUGGGAUCUCUUCUAGGACCCCGAGGCGGAGCUCUGACCAGCACUAGCACUGCCAGCAAUAGUGGUGCCACCUCAUCCGUCCUCAGUGUUGACAGAUUCACCGUGUUCCAGACCUCACAGCCUAUUUCAAUACGCGCUACGUACGGGCCAUUCUCUACAAAACAAACUGUUCCUGCUCGGUACAUAGUUCCAGACCCAUUAGACUCCCUGCCACUCCCAGAGAAACCUCAGCUACAUGCAACCAAUGCUAGCACGUCAACAUCCCCAAUCCUUGUCGACAUGGAUCUCGCGGCUUCCUCUACGCAUCACUUGGACAUGAGCGCCCAUAUCGUCCGGACCGAGAUUCCCCGAGAUUCUCCUGUGCUCCGAGUCCUGUUUCAUACUGGAUCGGAUCCCGGAGGGAGAAGACAGCUGCUUCUGAGGAAUCACCAGCGGGUAUGCAUUGUUCUGCACGCUACGCUGGGCGAUAGACCCGCUCUGACAGCCGCGUGCACCCCGGACGGUGAAGACGGCGUGUGUCUUGCUCAAGUGACAAUUCCUGCGAACUGGUGGGCCCCGCUGCCACCCCCAGAUAAGACCGGAAGGGCUGGGAAACCCGUGAAGACCCCACAGCGUCUGGUUCAGGUAGCAUAUUCCGUGCUGGAGCCGCGCACUGGUGCAGAUGGCGAAGGCGCGAUGGAUGAUGGCGGUUGCAUCCCUCGAGUUCAGAUCCAGCCCAUGACUCCACUUGCCGCUGUUCCGCUUGUGCCAGCCAGGUCCGCGUACCGUGAGCUGCGGUCCGAUGACUUGAUGACGAUGAUGGUGCCACACGGACCGCUGUAUCCGCUCUCGCGUCUCCACAUCCCCGUGUUCCUCCAGCCACUUCCCGAGUACCCCAUCUCCGUGUUCAUCAUCAGGGCCAGAGUGAAGAGCGGCCUGAGGCUACUGGGAGCGGAUGCAAGCACGGACCAAUGGAAUGUCAGCGUAGAUCUGAACCCCAAGCACACAGUAGCGACAGCAACGGCCGUCCGGCGCGACACCAAUGCAGGCCAACAACCGGGACAACAGAAGACACUGCCAAGGGUGGAGGAAGUGUUCUCCUGGCUGCUUGAGGUGGUGGAGGACAGCUCGGACCUAUGGGACGGCGGCCGAAUUGUGUGGAGUAUCCGGUACGUCCUCGAGGGAGCUGAAAGUAGGACAUCGUUUAUGCGUGGGGGAGUGAAUAUCCGGCAGAUGCACGGUGGUCAUAGCCAUCACGCACUGAAUGGUGGUAGUCGAUCUAGCGCCAAGCAUCGGCCGUUACGAGAUGGACUUUUGGAGGAGACUCGCCGGAAACUCACUGCACGACUCGAAAUUCAGAAAGAUGAUAUCCAGUCGGUGCUACCAAUAUCAAAGAACUGGGACGUGAUCAACACAGCCGUGCUAACAGGACGUCAGGUUUCUCAGGCCAUGAAAGUGUUCAUCGUGAGUCAGGCAGGCAAGGUCGCAGACGUCACCCUGCAGUCAUCCUGUCAUUCAGAGGACGAGAGCGUGCUCAAGGUAUCAUCAUCAUGCAGUUCUGUGUAUGUGGAUGGCUCUGAAAUUCGUGGAUCAUCUAAUGCCUCAGUCCUGGUUAAAUAUGGCACCUACACUGGCCUAGCCAAAUUCACAGUAUGGAUGCCAGAGUUUCCCUUGGAAGUUAAUGUGGCUGACUUUCGCCUCAGCCAGGUAAAGGGCUGGAAAGUGCCUGAAGAACAUGUAAGUGGUGCAAAAAUUAAAAGGUCAUUAGAUGAUAAUCAUAACAAUCGACCUGGAGCAUACAGAGGUUGGCCUAACUCUGGAGUCAAGCUGCCAGAGGAUGUAGGAAAUGGUAUUGAUCAAGAACGUCACACAACUUGUCGUCUCCGUUUCCAGCAAAGUCCAGUAGAGGUGUAUGCCCACUUUCUGGCUACAGACCAUGAUUCUGGCAGGGUCAGUUAUUUUGUAAGCCGUCGAACUUCGCUUCGCGUCACUGAUCUAGUGCUGAGUUUACUGCGAGUAUCUGAUCCACGGAUAGCAAGUCUGCAUGGAUGUAUUUUACAAGGUCGGAGCAUUGGAAGAACAGAGGUCCAGGUACUGUCACCCAUCACAGGAAGAGUAAUAGGUGCAAAGGAAGUGCGAGUAGUCAGUGACAAAGUGAGCAUAACAAGGCUUCAAGUGAGAGUGGUCUCAGGGUUGCAGCUGUCCAUUGUGCCAGACAGUGCAGUAGAGAAUGGUUACAUUGCAGAGACUUCAGUGACUAGGAAGCUGACAGCUCAGUACCAGGAAGGGUUGUUAGACAUUGACCUGGAGUUCUCGGAUGGAUUUAGAACUCCACUUCGUGACAUCACCGUGAGUGACUACUACCUUCUGGUGGAUAGUUUAGACCCUGAAGUGGUUGCCUUUGCUCCAAUGGUAGCUUCCCAUCAUCCUCGUGUAAUAGCAGUUGGUGAGGGUCGGGGUGAUCUGCUGCGAGUGGCCCUUCUGCCAGCUGAAGAAUGUCGUGGAAGUACAUCAACACGUCGAGGCGGUGCCAGCAGUGGAGCUGGUAAAGGUAUUAGCAAGGGAAACAUAGGAGGACCACUAGCAGCUGCUUCAGCCCAUGUUGAUGUGGACUUUUCAGCCAGUGAAGUUCCACAAAGACCUGACUUUGUGCAGAAUGAUGGAGGAGGAAAUGUAGGAUCAGGUCAUGGUGGACGGGACAGAAAAAAUAACAGAGAGCUGCCUCCUGAUCUGCAUGACAUUAUAAAAGGGAUUCAACUGAAGGAUGAAAACAACCAUGAGCCAACAGUUCAGGCACAUCAGCACCAUUCAGCUAUUGCUAAUGGCAUGGCAUCAGGAGUUGGAAUGAGACCUCACAACUCCAUGAAUAUGACUCCUCUUGAAAUUGGAAUGUAUGUGCUGCUGGCAGCCUUCUGCUUUGCCAUUGUGGUGUUUGUUGUGUCAUGUGUUGUGUAUGCAUCCAAGUUUAAACCUCAAGCUAUAGAAUCUUCAGGUCAUAACACCACUGGCCUUCAGAGUUUGGGCGCUGCAGUUAGUAAAGUUGCAGGAGGCAGUGGAAUUAGUGGAAUUGGUCUUGGAGGUAAUGGUCAUCUUGGAGGGAAGAAACAGCCAAGAGAAUCUACAACAAAUGCACAUGAUUGGGUUUGGUUAGGCAGGGCAACUCUUGAACGAGCAUCAAGUCAUGUGGUGACAGGUGAAAACUGUAGCCCUGGCAGAACUCCACCUGUCUGCAGUAGCAACAACAACAACAUUACUGGUAAAGAUCAGAUGCAUAUCACUUCCAACCCUAUGAGUUACAGCACAGCAGAGAACAUGGAAAAUGAACAACAGAAUCUAGCACCUUGUUUUGACAACCCUAAUCAUAUUGAUCUGCCAUCUAGACCACCUGCCAUUGACAGCUCCACGUACAGUAAAAAGGAGAAGAUUCCAAGUAGACAUCAUCCUCCUACCCCAAAGCAACAUCAUAAGGCUCACCAUGUGACCAAGGACUCUGCUGCAGAUAAACUGUGGCAAAUCACACCUCCUCCUCCUCCACUUCCACCACAUGGCAUUCCACCAGAGAAGCAGCAGCAUCAUGGAGAAAAUGCUGAAGGAACUGAGGCAGCAGACUACAAGCCUCCAGUUCCACCUCAUCGCAAUAUAGGAGUGACAGCUCGCAUUGGUCCUUCAAGACAGCCAGGUCCAGUACCAGGAUUCUUACCACACCAUCAACAGCCACCACCUCCACCUCCGCCACCACCACCAUCACCACCACCACCGCCGCCACCACCACCACCACCACCGCCAUCACAGCAUCAGUUAGACAGUGGCAUUGCCCAAAUAACUGCAGAUCAGAGGGUCAGUGCAAUCCCUGCAACUGUGGUGGCCCCAAUAUCAGUCCCAUCCCGACGCCAUCACCACCACCAUCACCAUCACAGAAACAUCAGCAACAAUCACCGUAAUGGCAAAUCCAGCUCUUCCGGACACCACUAUGCAGCUGAUUCAAUUGCUGCACCUAAGCCUCCAGACCACCUACUUGAGGAGACCAACAGUAGGCAGAAGAACUACAACCAAGAAUUAACCAACCUCCAGCAGCUGAGGUACCACCAUUCCAAAGAUGCUGUCAAAAGGCAGUCCAAAGAAGGGGCAUAUAUUAUGUCUCAGAAAGAUGAAGAUGAGGAGGAAGAUGCCCUUCCUGAUCCAACAUUUGUAGAGUUUCCAACUGAAACUAACAUGGGUUGUGGUGGAGUCCAGCAUAGGGGUAGCAGUCCAGAAGUGAAGCGAGCAACAAUAGUGGGAAACCCUAUGUUCUCUGCUACAGAAUAUGAUGGAGAAGGAGAAGAUUUCAGGGUGCGUGAGGAACUUCUUGGUCUGGAGGACCUCAGUCUUGGUAUGGACUAUGACCAAAUCAUGGAAUACUUCGAUAAUCUGAAGGAAUCUAAUGCUUGAAUUCAGCUCCACAUCCCCUGCCUGCAUUGGUGGCUGCAGCUGAAAUAAAACUAAUAUUCUGACUGAAAUAAACUACAAAUGCAACAUCCAUUUAAGGAUGUAAAUGAAAAGUGAUCUUAUUGAUUGUGUUUUCAAAAGUGAUAACAUUCAUUCUACUCUAGUCAAAAAUUGUUGCUACUGCUUAAAACAGAAGCACUGUCAAGCUCCAUAAACUUAGAAGUAAGACUUUUAUCUCAUAAUAAAAUUACAUGAGCCAAAUAACUAUCCUCAAAACCUCACUUAUCUUCAUGUGCCAUUUAAAUCCGUAUAGUGGCUGCUAUACCCCAGUCAAUGAGUAAUAUACUAAUCAAAAAAUCAAACUGUGAGCAAGUUAAAUGUAUCAUAUCUGAUCAUAACAACUUGUUUAAUUUCAUCAUAUAGCUUUAAAACAGAUCAGAAGACAUUCCUCAAUUACAAAGUCAAUCAUGCAUAAUUUCUUUUUCAUUGUACAUAAAUAUGUUUUGAUUUGAUAGGUACUAAUAUUAUUAUAUCAUAUCACAGUCAUUAUCUAUCAAAGCAUGGAAAAUCAGAGAGCAUGUUGAAUGGAUUUCAGAGUAUAAAGUAUUAUGGUUGCUAGGUUGUCAGAUGUGACCAAUCAUAAAUGUAAAGUAAUUAUUAUAGAAUAUUUGAUGUUCCUAUUUUCCCACCUGAAUAUUUACAAACAGCCAAAAAUGCAAAGAAGAAAAUUUGGUAUCUGGUAAAAAACUAAGAAUAUCUUCAUUGGCCUUUCUGUUAAUAAGAGUAUCAUACAGUCAUUAUGCAUCAUAUGACUUGUUUAAUUUGAGCUUAACAAUUGUAUAAAUGAUCAUCUCCGUAGUUGUAUUAUGGAAAUGAUUACUUCUUCUUUCUUUAUAUAGCUACAUUUUAGAUAUUUAUUGCAGUUUACCCUUGUAAAUUUUGCGUUGUAAGAUUUUGUAAAUAUAGAAAUGAUUCAUAUUAUACGCACCAUGACAUUGUUACACAUUUUAUAUAAACAUAUUAACCUUUACCAAAUUUAUAUACAUAUGAAAGAGUAACUGUAGUAGAUGUUUCCUUUUCUUGAUAUUUUCUUUUGAAGUCCUAUCAUGGACAUCUUAUAAAUGGCAUGGUAAUCUGUAUCCUUUCAGUACUGUUUCAAAAUUUGCUGGCAUUGGCAGUAACAGUUCUUGCUAGACUCAUAACUGAACUUAGAGUGUAGAAUUAAUUAUACCAUUGUUACUAUAAGAAACCUUAUCUUCGAUAUUGCCAGGUCUAGUCUGAAAUGAAUAAAAGAAAUCCUCCUAUACAAUGGUAAAUUGUGUGACGUUGUUUUAGAAUAAAUAUGAAUAAAAAAGUUUGUCCAUAUCGAAAUGUCAGUUGCAUUUGCAAAAUAAGUAUAGCACUGGUACUGAAUCAGGUAAAUAUGUUCUGAACUUGCUGUUAAAUAUUGAAUCAUGCAAUCUGACAUAUUAGUGUGUUAGUGUUUCCAUUGAUGAUCUAUGUACACUACAUGUAAUGUGCAAGUGUGUUGACAUAUCUGUUGGUAGAUAUACAUAUGACACAAUGAUUGAAUAGCAGUUUGUGAAAGUGUGACUUCAGAACUUCAUUUAGCUUUCAUACAUCCUCAGAACUCAUAGUGCUAGCAUUACACUAACAACUGUAUGCAGUCUUGUGCUCAACAUACCUCACUGGCAUCUAUGUUGCUGAAUAUCUAUCAGUGCUGAAUGUGGUGUUUCUUUCUAAGUAAGGAUGAAAUAAAAUGGCACUUGUAUGUCACCUUAAUGGAUGACUAGAUCAGCACAGUCAUUCAGUACUGCAAUGUAGACCUUUCUGUCUGUAAACUCUUGAAGUGUAUGAUAACAGAAUGAAAAUGUUAUGUGUACGUGUACAUAUUAAUGUCAAUUAACGUAAUGUUAAUGAAUAUGUAUACAGCUAUUGUCUUACUAAGUAGAUGCAUUCUCAAUGGGGCUAUCACGACUAUACAUAGAACAGGCUCACCCAUGGAUACUCAGCUGAUGAGAAAGUGAAAUGACCAGAGAGAGAUAACACUGUACAUUUUGAAAAAUCCCUUCAUUGCUUAAUUAACAUAAUGUAUUAGAUUUCCUCCUUAUGUAUGUUACAAAAAAUUUAAUAUUGUUGUGCACAGAGUCCAGCAAACAGAUCCACAUUCUAAUCUUUGCAUCCAGUUUGGCCCCACAGGUCAAGCAGCCUAUGGGAUCAAAUGAUAGCAGUCAGUAAUGAAUGUGCUGACUGUUUAACGUUUAAUAUUAUUGUAUGCCUAAUGUCUUCAAUACAAAUAAAACCCUUUGUAAUCCUGAUUGUCUAUUCAGCUACUGUAUAUAGAAGUAAGUAUAGUUCUGAAUUGAAGUACCAUAUCUGUAUGAGGGCAAGUAAGAAUGUAAAUUUUCCUACUUUCUUUGCCAGGGAACAGAUAAAAAGAAAGGAUGGAAAAUGUGAGGUGUUAACAAUACAGCAUGCUUUGUGGAGGCAUGGCGAAUAACAUAUAUUGUAUGCAUGCACAAGGCCAGUUCCAAAAUGGGUAGCAUACUAUAGACAUGGACAAAAGAAGGGGUUCCUAGAUAGUAUUCAGUUUCUAUUGGCUAAUGAACCAUACUAGGGACAUACUGAUAUGUAUGAUGACAUAAUAUCUGCAAAUGGUGAGAAAACGUCACUAAUUCUCAUCAUUGAUCAGGUUUCGUGGAUGAUACUGGAAAUGGCCAAAACUCCACAUAAUCUGCCCUGGUUCCAUUCAUCAAUGAAUAAGUUUGUAUUGUCACAUAAUUUGGGGUGCGUGACUAUAGAUGGGGUAUGGACUGGAUAUUGAAUUUAUUGACAACUUGUAUACACCAUUCGAGACUACAUUUUACAGAUCACUGAUACACACAGACUAGUGUCCUCAGUCUAUUUCAGCUUCCCACACUCAUGUCUUCUUGUCAUAGCUGCCUGUGCAGAACUUGUCAACUGACAACUCAGCUGACUAGGUCCCAGGCUGGAGGUCAUUUCACAUCAUCCUCCUAGUCUUCUCUUCAUAGGCUGACUUUCACUGAGAACUGACAACUGAACUGUCUCACACCAACCAGCUACUUCACAUCACUUCACUCAAGUGAACUGUUGACUACUGACUACAGCAAAGUCAAGUCACAUUGCAACUGACGAUCAGUCACUAAGUCAUGGUGU
Cryptotermes secundus is the source of this 8368-nucleotide messenger RNA. RefSeq names its product transmembrane protein 132E (gene dtn). The record is from RefSeq and is a predicted model, not a curated record. Lineage: Eukaryota; Metazoa; Arthropoda; Insecta; Blattodea; Kalotermitidae. The transcript is spliced from 12 exons. Bases 635 to 5194 code for a protein of 1519 amino acids.